CGCGUUCAAUCGGUCGUGUAUGCAUGCGAUGGCUGCUUCGAGAGAGUCACGAGUCAUGCUGGACUUUUGUCCACAGCUAGGCGACCAAUCUUGCCUCUCGAUCUUCAACUUGCACACUCGCCACCACUGUCCCUCUGCUGCCUCUACCAUCAAGAUCCAAGAGCGAUAUUUAAGAGAGACGAUCAGCGCACGCGCAAUCUCUAAUCCGCACAGACGAUAGAUAGCUCCAAAAGCUGCAGGACCAACUGGCCCAAAAUGUCAUCGAACAACCCUUCAGGAUCCAACGUGCCUGCAGGUGGAGCUCAAGCGCAAGUCCAAACUCAGACACAAGCCCAAGGUGAUCAGGGUCAGAAUAACGAGCUGCCUGGACAUGGUGUGUUGGAGGAGGACGAUGAAUUCGAAGAGUUUGAAGCUCACGACUGGCAAGACUCGGCCACCUCCUUGUCCCACAUUGGUUCCAACACCACUCCAUCGGGCGCGGCAGGAGCAGCAGGAUCGAGCAUGAUUGGCGAGCGAGGCGCCACUGGUUCUCAGACUGGCGGGGCUGAUCAUCUGUGGGAGGAUAAUUGGGACGAUGAUGAUGUGGAGGAUGAUUUCAGUCUAGCCUUGAGGGCUGAGCUGGAAAAGACUUCUCACGCCAUGUCGACCUAAUUUGAUUCAGCGAGGCCUUAGCCCAGAAUCUCGGCCAAGAGCAAAGCAUCGCCAGCACAAUGCUUUUACCAUACGAUUUCUGCAGCGGCUUCUAUGCACGGGCGCUCUGUUCACCUACAUCCCCUAAAUCCAAGCCGAAACGAAGUGCUCAUCAGCAAUGCAUACCAAUAGCGAAUCGAGAAUCGUUGACCUGAUUUUCCC
Molecule: messenger RNA, 852 nt
Organism: Ceraceosorus guamensis
Lineage: Eukaryota; Fungi; Basidiomycota; Exobasidiomycetes; Ceraceosorales; Ceraceosoraceae
Exons: 3
Coding region: 256-651 (131 amino acids)
Biological process (GO): mRNA export from nucleus; double-strand break repair via homologous recombination; proteasome assembly
Cellular component (GO): proteasome complex; proteasome regulatory particle, lid subcomplex
Source: RefSeq, a predicted model, not a curated record